Messenger RNA from Nematolebias whitei (Rio pearlfish), 1874 nucleotides. Its product is annotated as cadherin-4. The coding region runs from base 1 to 1659 and encodes 552 amino acids. Gene Ontology annotation, cellular component: adherens junction; plasma membrane; catenin complex. Gene Ontology annotation, biological process: multicellular organism development; cell-cell junction assembly; adherens junction organization. The transcript is spliced from 11 exons. NCBI's taxonomy places the organism in Eukaryota, Metazoa, Chordata, Actinopteri, Cyprinodontiformes, Rivulidae. The record is from RefSeq and is a predicted model, not a curated record. Gene Ontology annotation, molecular function: calcium ion binding; cadherin binding.
AUGAGAACUGACUUGGCUGUGGUUCUGACAGCAUCUCUUCUUCUUCACACAUUCUGGAGGAAUAAUGCGGAGCAUGCCUCCAAAGGUCCCUGUCGGCCUGGCUUCUCACAAAGCUUCUACUCUGUGCUGGUUUCCAGGGAUGUACUGCAAGGCCAGGGCAUAGUUAAAGGUACCACAGUGACAACACAAAAAGUGAAGUUUGAUGACUGCGUGGGGAACGAUGGCGUGGUUUUCCAGAGUAGUGACCCUGCCUUCAGCGUGCGGACGGAUGGAUCCAUCUUUGCCCAGAAAGAGGUUGCCAGCCUGAUUGAACCGGUCCAGUUUAAAGUAGCAGCACGUGGCCAACAUGCAAAAGUCUGGGAGACCGUGAUUCAACUGGCAGUGAUUGACUUGCCAUCACCUGGGCGUAAUGAGAACGAGGUCACAGAAGAGGAGAAGAAGCAAAAGGAGACGGAGGCGUUUCAAGCGCCGCCUCCUGUCAUCAUGUUCUCAGGAUCCCGCUUCAACAGCACCAAGGGUCAUCGAAGGCAGAAGAGGGACUGGGUGAUCCCACCGAUCAAUGUGGCGGAAAAUUCCCGAGGCCCGUUCCCUCAGAUGCUUGUCAGCAUUCGUUCAGACCAGGACCAGGACAUCUCAAUCCGGUACAGCAUCACUGGGGUGGGCGCGGACCAACCACCCAAUGAGGUGUUCAGCAUCGACCCAGAGGUCGGGAAGAUGUUUGUCACCAAGCCUCUGGAUCGUGAGCAUCGAUCUUCUUAUCAUUCAGUGGCUGUGGGCCUGUUCAGCUUGUGUCUUGAGUGUGGGAAUGUCAUGGCCAUGAUCCUUUUCCUCACACUGCACUAUGCCUGGGAUCAAGCCCCACCACCUGCUGAGACAAUCCCACCUCCUGCACUGCGGGGGAGAGAUUUUACCUUGUAUUCAAAGUUGAACGACCCUGCUGACUGGUUGUCCAUCAACAGAACCAGUGGUCAGAUUGUGACCACAGCAAUGCUCGACCGAGAGUCCGUCUACAUUAAAAACAAUAUUUAUGAAGCAACAUUUCUGGCUACAGACAAUGGCUCUCCUGCAGCCAGCGGCACAGGCACGCUGCAGAUCUACUUGAUAGAUAUUAAUGACAACCCCCCAGCGCUCGUACCCAGGGAGUCUCAGAUUUGUGAAAGGAUGAACAAGAACGUCAACGGUGUCAACAUCACCGCUGCAGAUGCUGACAUAGAUCCCAACGCUGGACCUUUUGUCUUCGAGCUGCCCAACUUCCCCAGCAGCAUCCGACGCAACUGGACGAUUUCACGGAUCAGCGGUGAGGAGGUGUCACAAAAACAACCAUUAACCGAAAUAAAACGUUUUAAAUCGUGCUCUUUUGAGUUAGAUUAUAUCAUAUCCUUAAUGCCAGAUAGCCUCAAGGCCCUCAACCCUGAACAGGAGAAAGCGGAUAUUGAGAGUGAUAUGUGGAGUGGUCUGCGAGCUGCGGACAACGACCCCACAGCUCCUCCGUAUGACUCCCUGCUGGUUUUUGACUAUGAGGGCAGUGGCUCCACCGCCGGCUCUGUCAGCUCUCUCAACUCCACGAGCACGGGGGACCAGGACUAUGACUACCUCAAUGACUGGGGCCCACGCUUCAAGAAGCUGGCUGACAUGUACGGGGGAGGGGAUGAUGAUUAAACCCACCCUGUCACAUGCACACACACCUUUGUCCUGUCAGCUGGCCUGCCACGCUCUGACCCUGCAACACAUGGGGCUGUUACAAUCUUCUCGAACGCACGUUAUCAGUUCACUCUGACCAAACAACCAAUCUGAUAACCCACCAGUGCCAUGGGUCCGUUUCGACCGGCUUCUGCUCUAAGCCCAUCUAAGACUGUAAUGGAUGCACUUGUUUG